AGCGCGCAUGCUCGCGGCUCGGCGCUGAAAUUCAAAUUUGAACGGCUGCAGAGGCCGAGUCCGACACUAGAAGCCGAGAGGAGAGGACAGCUGGUUGUGGGAGUGUUUCCCCGCCUCAGACUCCUGGUUUUUUCCAGGAGACACACUGAGCCGAGACUCACUUUUCUCUUCCUGAAUUUGAACCACCGUUUCCAUCGUCUCGUAGUCCGACGCCUGGGGCGAUGGAUCCGUUUACCGAGAAACUGCUGGAGCGAACCCGUGCCAGGCGAGAGAAUCUUCAGAGAAAAAUGGCUGAGAGACCCACAGCAGCUCCAAGGUCUAUGACUCAUGCUAAGCGAGCCAGACAGCCACUUUCAGAAGCAAGUAACCAGCAGCCCGUUUCUGGUGGUGAAGAGAAAUCUUGUACGAAACCAUCACCAUCAAAAAAACGCUGUUCUGACAACACUGAAGUAGAAGUUUCUAAUUUGGAAAAUAAACAACCAGUUGAGUCAUCAUCUGCAAAAUCUUGUUCUCCAAGUCCUGUGUCUCCUCAGGUGCAGCCACACGCAGCAGAUACCGUCAGUGAUUCUGUGGCUGUCCCGGCAUCACUGCUGGGCAUGAGGAGAGGGCUGAACUCAAGAUUGGAAGCAACUGCAGCCUCCUCAGUUAAAACACGUAUGCAAAAACUUGCGGAGCAACGGCGCCUUUGGGAUAAUGAUGAUAUGACAGAUGAUAUUCCUGAAAGCUCACUCUUCUCACCAAUGCCAUCAGAGGAAAAGGCUGCUUCCCCUCCCAAACCACCACUUUCAAAUGCCUCAGCAGCUCCAGUUGGGAGAAGGGGCCGUCUGGCCAACCUUGCUGCAACUAUUUGCUCCUGGGAAGAUGAUGUAAAUCACUCAUUUGCAAAACAAAACAGUGUACAAGAACAGCCUGGUACCACUUGUUUAUCCAAAUUUUCCUCUGCAAGUGGAGCAUCUGCUAGGAUCAAUAGCAGCAGUGUUAAGCAGGAAACUACAUGCUGUUCCCAAAGGGAUGGCGAUGCCUCUUUGAAUAAAGCCCCAUCCUCAAGUGCUGAUGAUACAUCUUUGGUUAAUGCCUCAAUUUCCAGCUCUGUGAAAGCUACUUCUUCUCCAGCGAAAUCUACUACAUCUAUCACUGAUGCUAAAAGUUGUGAGGGACAAAAUCCUGAACUACUUCCAAAAACUCCGAUUAGCCCUCUGAAAACAGGGGUAUCGAAACCAAUUGUGAAGUCAACUUUAUCCCAGACAGUUCCGUCCAAAGGAGAACUAAAUAGAGAAAUUUGUCUGCAAUCUCAAUCUAAAGACAAAUCUACAACACCAGGAGGAGCAGGAAUUAAGCCUUUCCUGGAACGCUUUGGAGAGCGUUGUCAAGAGCACAGCAAAGAAAGUCCAGCUCGUAGCAUACCCCAUAGAACCCCCAUUAUUACUCCAAAUACAAAGGCCAUCCAAGAAAGAUUAUUCAAGCAAGACACAUCUUCAUCUACUACCCAUUUAGCACAACAGCUCAAGCAGGAACGUCAAAAAGAACUAGCAUGUCUUCGUGGCCGUUUUGACAAGGGCAAUAUAUGGAGUGCAGAAAAAGGCGGAAACUCAAAAAGCAAACAACUGGAAACCAAACAGGAAACUCACUGUCAGAGCACUCCCCUCAAAAAACACCAAGGUGUUUCAAAAACUCAGUCACUUCCAGUAACAGAAAAGGUGACAGAAAACCAGACACCAGCCAAAAAUUCCAGUACAGAACCUACAGGUUUCACUGAAUGCAAAAUGACGAAAUCUAGCCCUUUGAAAAUAACAUUGUUUUUAGAAGAGGACAAAUCCUUAAAAGUAACAUCAGACCCAAAGGUUGAGCAGAAAAUUGACGUGAUACGUGAAAUUGAGAUGAGUGUGGAUAAUGAUGAUGAUAUCAAUAGUUCAAAAGUAAUUAAUGACAUCUUCAGUGAUGUCCUAGAGGAAGGUGAACUAGAUGUGGAGAAGAGCCAAGAGGAGAUGGAUCAAGCAUUAGCAGAAAGCAGCGAAGAACAGGAAGAUGCACUGAAUAUCUCCUCAAUGUCUUUACUUGCACCGUUGGCACAAACAGUUGGUGUGGUAAGUCCAGAGAGUUUAGUGUCCACACCUAGACUGGAAUUGAAAGACACCAGCAGAAGUGAUGAAAGUCCAAAACCAGGAAAAUUCCAAAGAACUCGUGUCCCUCGGGCUGAAUCUGGUGAUAGCCUUGGUUCUGAAGAUCGUGAUCUUCUUUACAGCAUUGAUGCAUAUAGAUCUCAAAGAUUCAAAGAAACAGAACGUCCGUCAAUAAAGCAGGUGAUUGUUCGGAAGGAAGAUGUUACUUCAAAACUGGAUGAAAAAAAUAAUGCCUUUCCUUGUCAAGUUAAUAUCAAACAGAAAAUGCAGGAACUCAAUAAUGAAAUAAAUAUGCAACAGACAGUGAUCUAUCAAGCUAGCCAGGCUCUUAACUGCUGUGUUGAUGAAGAGCAUGGAAAAGGAUCCCUAGAAGAAGCUGAAGCAGAAAGACUUCUUCUAAUUGCAACUGAGAAGAGAACACUUUUGAUUGACGAAUUGAAUAAAUUGAAGAACGAAGGACCUCAGAGGAAGAAUAAGGCUAGUCCUGUAUCCCAAAGUGAAUUUAUGCCAUCCAAAGGAUCAGUUACUUUGUCAGAAAUCCGCUUGCCUCUAAAAGCAGAUUUUGUCUGCAGUACGAUUCAGAAACCAGAUGCAGCAAAUUACUAUUACUUAAUUAUACUAAAAGCAGGAGCUGAAAAUAUGGUAGCCACACCAUUAGCAAGUACUUCAAACUCUCUUAACGGUGAUGCUCUGACAUUCACUACUACAUUUACUCUGCAAGAUGUAUCCAAUGACUUUGAAAUAAAUAUUGAAGUUUACAGCUUGGUGCAAAAGAAAGAUCCCUCAGGCCUUGAUAAGAAGAAAAAAACAUCCAAGUCCAAGGCUAUUACUCCAAAGCGACUCCUCACUUCUAUAACCACAAAAAGCAACAUUGCUUCUUCAGUCAUGGCCAGUCCAGGAGGUCUCAAUGCUGUGCGAACCAGCAACUUCGCGCUUGUCGGAUCUUACAUAUUAUCAUUGUCUUCAGUGGGAAAUACUAAGUUUGUUCUGGACAAGGUCCCCUUUUUAUCUUCUUUGGAAGGUCAUAUUUACCUAAAAAUAAAAUGUCAAGUGAAUUCCAGUGUUGAAGAAAGAGGGUUUCUAACCAUAUUUGAAGAUGUUAGUGGUUUUGGUGCCUGGCAUCGAAGAUGGUGUGUUCUUUCUGGAAACUGUAUAUCUUAUUGGACUUAUCCAGAUGAUGAGAAACGAAAGAAUCCCAUAGGAAGGAUAAAUCUGGCUAAUUGUACCAGUCGUCAGAUAGAACCAGCCAACAGAGAAUUUUGUGCAAGACGCAACACUUUUGAAUUAAUUACUGUCCGACCACAAAGAGAAGAUGACCGAGAGACUCUUGUCAGCCAAUGCAGGGACACACUCUGUGUCACCAAGAACUGGCUGUCUGCAGAUACUAAAGAAGAGCGGGAUCUCUGGAUGCAAAAACUCAAUCAAGUUAUUGUUGAUAUUCGCCUCUGGCAACCUGAUGCUUGCUACAAACCUAUUGGAAAGCCUUAAACUGGGAAAUUUCCAUGCUAGCUAGAGCUUUUUUGAUGUCAUCUUAAGAAACACACUUAAGAGCAUCAGGUUUACUGAUUGCAUUUUAUGCUUUAAGUACGAAAGGGUUUGUGCCAAUAUUCACUAUGUAUUAUGCAGUAUUUAUAUCUUUUGUUUGUAAAACUUUAACCGAUUUCUGUCAUUCAUCAAUGAGUAGAAGUAAAUACAUUAUAGUUGAUUUUCCUAAAUCUUAAUUUAAAAGCCUCAUUUUCCUAGAAAUCUAAUUAUUCAGUUAUUCAUGACAAUAUUUUUUUAAAAGUAAGACAUUCUGAGUCGUCUUCUUGGAGCUGUAGGUCUUGAAACAGCAACAUCUUUCAGGGGUUGGAGACAGAAACCCAUUCUCCAAUCUCAGUAGUUUUUUUGAAAGGCUGUGAUCAUUUAUUGAUCAUGAUAUGUCUUGUUACUAGGGUACUAAAAAAAUGUCUAAGGCCUUUACAGAAACAUUUUUAGUGAUGAGGAUGAGAACUUUUUCAAAUAGCAAAUAUAUAUUGGCUUAAAGUGUGAGGCUGCCUUCAGAAAAGAUAUGUAGACAUAGGAGGCAAUGUGUGAGACUUGGGGGUUCAAUAUUUUAUAUAGAAGAGUUAAUAAGCACAUGGUUUACAUUUACUCAGCUACUAUAUAUGCAAUGUGGUGCACAUUUUCAUAGAAUUCUGGCUUCAUUACGAUCAGACUUCGCAUAUUAGUUUUUUCUGUAAUAAGCUUACAGACUUAGCAUAUUAGUUUUUUCUACUACAACAAGUGUAAAUUGAAAAAUCUUUAUAUUAAAAAAGUAAACUGUUAUGAAGCUGCUAUGGACUAAUAAUACUUUGCUUGCCAAAGUGGGUUUUGUUGUUGUUUGGUUUUUUUUUUUUUGGUUCAUGAACAAUAGUGUCUAGAAACCCAUUUUGAAAUUGGAAAAUUAUUAAGUCACAUAUCACCUUUAAACACCUUUUUUUAAUUAUAAAAUAUUGUAAAGCAGGGUCUCAACUUUUAAAUACUUUGAAUUUCUUCUCUGAAUUAUUAAAGUUCUUUAUGACCUCAUUUAUAAACACUAAAUUCUGUCACCUCCUGUCAUUUUAUUUUUUAUUCAUUCAAAUGUAUUUUUUCUUGUGUAUAUUAUAAAAAUAUAUUUUAUGAGCUCUUACUCAAAUAAAUACCUGUAAAUGUCUAAAGGAA
This is a messenger RNA of Rhinopithecus roxellana (golden snub-nosed monkey), 4802 nucleotides long. It is a transcript of the gene ANLN, whose product is annotated as anillin actin binding protein. Gene Ontology annotation, cellular component: actomyosin contractile ring. NCBI's taxonomy places the organism in Eukaryota, Metazoa, Chordata, Mammalia, Primates, Cercopithecidae. The record is from RefSeq and is a predicted model, not a curated record. Bases 222 to 3608 code for a protein of 1128 amino acids. The transcript has 24 exons. Gene Ontology annotation, biological process: mitotic cytokinesis; septin ring organization; actomyosin contractile ring assembly.